UUUCACUCUAUAAAUCUAUAUUGGAAGCAAUUAGUGGACGGGGAGAAAGUCGCGGAAAAAGUCUAAUUACUGAUUAUACAGUAUUACGGAAAAUUUGGACCCACCCUAAAGUCUUGGAAGACGCAUGGAAAAAUGCAAAUAAGCAAAAAGGUAAAAAGGAUAAUAAGAAAAUAUCUUGUCCCAAUUCCGAUGAAGACCAGCCAGAUGAUAUUUAUGAUAGUCAAACAGGAGUUAUGUCUGUAACUAAUGACUGGUGGCGCAAAUAUCUCAUAAAGAAAGACUUGGAAACUAUCGUCCCUAGUAAUAAAUUGCGAGUGAUGUUCUCAAUUCUUCAAAUGUGUGAAGAAAAAGGAGAAAAGUGUUUAAUAUUCUCAGCGUUUGUAGCUGUGCUUAAUGUUGUUGAAUACUUCUUCAAAAAAGUUUCGGAGUCUAAUGCUGAAAUGGUCUACCUUGCCCAUACAUCAGCAAAUCAAAAGACCUCAAGUAAAUGGAUUAGUGGGCAAGAUUACUACAGAUUAGAUGGAAAAACCCCAAAAAAUAUUCGACAUGAAAUGAUACAACGGUUUAACAGUGAAAACAACAGACGAGCUCGUGUCUUUUUAAUAUCGUCCAGGGCUGGAGGUCAAGGCAUUAAUUUAAUUGGUGCAAACAGAGUUAUCAUUUUAGAUACUUCUUGGAACCCUUCGAAUGACCAACAAAACAUUUUUCGAAUAUUUCGGUUGGGUCAAAAAAAAAAUUGUUAUGUAUAUCGCUUAAUCGCAAUGGGCACAAUGGAAGAAAAGGUUUAUUCCCGAUCAGUUACUAAGCAAGCAAUGAGUUUCAGAGUUGUCGAUGAGCAGCAAAUUGACAGACAUUAUAAUAUGGCUGAGUUAGCUGAACUUUACACAUUAACAACUCCUCAAAGGAAUGAAAGAACAAUGCCAGUGCUUCCAAAGGAUACCAUACUAGCUGAUUUGUUACGGCAAUCAGACCUUGUUUACAAGUACCAUGAGCAUGACAGUCUGUUAGAAAAUAAAAUAGAGCAAGAGUUGAGUGAACAAGAAAAAUCGGAUGCAUGGGACACAUAUGAAAAGGAAUUCACGUUUGGGUUUUAUGGCACUGAUGAUAAAUUUCAGCAGGUGACUGUUAGCGGUGUCUUUUUAGUGGAGAACAUAAAGGAAACAUGGAAACUGACAAGUUGCAAAAUAAUAUUUCUGUUCCCGGAUUAUCGUCAUACUUGACAAAUUAUUCUGAUUUCAAUAUGCAAACUCUGUUAAACUAUAGCCUGAGACCUCCAUUCAACUACACCUUUAAUC
Messenger RNA from Drosophila serrata, 1295 nucleotides. RefSeq names its product chromatin remodeler ATRX homolog. NCBI's taxonomy places the organism in Eukaryota, Metazoa, Arthropoda, Insecta, Diptera, Drosophilidae. Gene Ontology annotation, cellular component: nucleus. The record is from RefSeq and is a predicted model, not a curated record. Gene Ontology annotation, molecular function: ATP hydrolysis activity; ATP binding.